Molecule: messenger RNA, 420 nt
Organism: Echinococcus granulosus
Lineage: Eukaryota; Metazoa; Platyhelminthes; Cestoda; Cyclophyllidea; Taeniidae
Exons: 2
Coding region: 1-420 (139 amino acids)
Source: RefSeq, a predicted model, not a curated record
AUGAUGUGUAUUGUUUCAAAUUCAAAGGGAACCCCAGGUGAUAGUCAGCCAGUACUUCCUUUGCUGCAGAUUGAUGGAUUUUUGGUGCCUGUGACAAGUCACUUGUACCUUAAUCUUAGAAUUAAUUUGAAAAAUGAAAACAUUUAUAUCUACAAUGGCAAAAAAACGAAGGCAUUUGGCUCACUCACGGAAAAAGCAUUGUGGAUACCUAAGUACAGAUGCUUGAAGACUAGAAGGGAAGAAAAUUCCAUAGCAUGGAUGUCAAAAUGCUAUCUACCUGCGUCGAAAGAAGGAAUGGCAGGCGUUUACAUUGAACAACCCUGUGUGAGGGAUAAAAAUUAUUUUUUAUCAAGCUGGGAUGCAACCAAUGCUGCUGUUGGUGUUGCAGCAUAUUUCGCCAUAGAUCAUGUUGAGCCAUAA